GGAGUCAAAGCAGUUUCCUUAUCUGACGUCACAGCGCAUAUAACGCCUACGUCGGUGACGUCACCGAUUUCCACCGCAGCGAAGGUCACUCAGAUAUCGACAAAGACAACUUUAGAGCCAGACGUAGCUUUCCCAGCGGUGUUAAAGGGAUCACAAAAGCAGAGGGUACCACCACCCGUGCCCCCUAGAGGUUCCCCCAAGGCUAAACGCGGUGGGGGUCACUCCCAGUCCAGUCAUGAAGUCAAAGGUGAUUAUCCAACUUUAAGUGUAUCGGCCAACGACAAUCCUCUUAAACGUUUUGCAAGUAGUGAUGAUGAUUUUGGCUUUUAUGGGCAUGAUGUUAAAUUUAAUGAAUUUAGUGCAUGCCGUGUUGCAACUUCUAUGUCCAAUUAUUCAGAUAGAAUUCCUAAAUUAGGAGGCUCCGAUAACUAUUUAGACUACGAAGAUGGAGAUAUUAUAACCAAUAGAACAAAUUCAGGUAAAGAUUUGAUCGCCCAAACAAAUAUGAUGGCUAAAUUUAAUAUUGACAAAGUUGUAAGAGAACAUUUAGAUACAGGGGAUUAUGAUGGUAUAUCAUUCACUGAAUCUAGCGACGAGGAAAGUAUCAUUGCUGUCGAAGUCAAGGAUUAUGGAGAUGACAGUGACGAAGAAGUAAGCAAUCCUAAGGCGACAACAAAAUCGAAAAACCCUUUGCAGUUCAUCAUCAGACAGAAAAAGCAGCCGAAAAAAGAAAUAAAACGUACACCGAAAAUUGUUGUAAAAGAUUCAUCAAGUGAACGAUCACAAUCUCCUGAUGUUAAAAAACAACGUCCAAUACCAAAACCUCCAAUAAAAUCGAUUCCAUUAAAAAAAGAGCCAGAGAAAAUCAUCGAAAAAGAUGUCGAUGUCGUUUCUAGUAAAAGUUCUAAACCGGGCUUAAUGUAUGGUCUUUCUAAGAAAUUUAAUUUCAAUCAAUCUAAAAAAGAGAAAUCUCGCGACAGAGAACCACAGAAAAUUAAACCAAAAAUCGAAAUAAGAACUUACAGCGAAGAGCAUUCAGAAGGUGUUACUAAAGAUGUUGUUUUUGGUACAAAAGCGAAGUCAAAAAUAGACAUGUUCCAAAAGAAUAUAAAGCAAAUGCAAACAGAACCAGAUAACGAAUCUGGUUUUGUACCUUCUGUGGUAGUUACACCAAGGAGGCCACCAACGAUAAGACGACGGGAUAAAGUCAGUGAAACCAAGAAGAUAUUUGAGAAACCACCAGCUCCGAAACCGCCAAUCUUUAAAGAUCAAAAACCUAAUACAUCUAACAUCGCCAAAACAAAGCCUGCAGCCCCUAAGCCUUUUAGUGGGAAUGUCCAUGACAAGAUAAGAAAGUUCACAGUAGUUCCUGUACCUGAACCUAAAAGCUAUCCAAAACCACCAGCUCCAAAGCUCAGACAGAGUUUCAAAAGGAAACCAGAAAGGAAUAAAUUUAUGGUAGUGACUAAAGACGUGGAAGAAUAUGUGUAGUGUGAAAAUAAGAAACCAAAUAGUGCCUUUUUGUUAUUCAAAUAAAGUUUUUUUGUAUUAAGUGAAUUCAAUUGAAAUAGAAAUGACUAUUGUCUACUUUGUGCAUGGUAUUUUGUGAUUCUUAUAUACCCAUGUCUACCACUAUGCUAGUUUUAGUCGUAGUUUAUAUCUCGAUUUAAGUAUACACGUAUUUUUAUCGUGUGCAUGUAUUAUGGGACACAACUUAUUCGUACACCUUAACAUAUGUGAACCAUUUUCAUAUUUACAUUUAUAUUUUCAACUCUACUAAUUUUAUUAUUCACAUCUAUUGCUAUUUUAGUUGCCACAUCAACUUUUAACAAAGUAGUUUG
Papilio polytes (common Mormon) is the source of this 1841-nucleotide messenger RNA. RefSeq lists its product as uncharacterized. NCBI's taxonomy places the organism in Eukaryota, Metazoa, Arthropoda, Insecta, Lepidoptera, Papilionidae. The transcript has 2 exons. The record is from RefSeq and is a predicted model, not a curated record. Bases 382 to 1491 code for a protein of 369 amino acids.